AGCCAGCCACAUCGUGUAUCCUUCAUAGACCUCUAUCCAGACUUCCACUGUCGCUCUAGUUCCAGCCCAGCCGCUCUCCAUCCUCAACAAAGCACAAGUUGGACCCUGUCAAUUGUUUGGCCUCUUUCGGGCUUGGCUCCAUCGCUGGUCUUCUGAGUGGUUCCCUCAGGGCCCCUUGUCCCCAGUCGCAUACUGGACCGCUGUUCACCCCUGAAUAGAAGAAACCUAGACCGCAUCCGGCGCCGACCCUUCUCUCAACUCGUCCUUUACUCCACGUUCCCGCGCUGCCCCCGAUCUUGCUUGUGCCGAUUCAACAGUCCAGAUACCCUCCUGAUCACACCGCGACAAUCCUCAGCCAGGUUAACCAACGACAAACGACAAGAUGGCUCAAGCAGGAGCCGCCGGCUACAACAACCCCUUGAAGAAAUUCAAGCUGGUGUUCUUGGGCGAGCAGAGCGUCGGCAAGACAUCCCUGAUCACGCGCUUCAUGUACGACUCUUUCGACAACAUGUACCAAGCCACCAUCGGCAUCGACUUCCUGUCAAAGACGAUGUACCUGGAGGACCGAACUGUGCGACUACAGCUGUGGGACACAGCUGGUCAGGAGCGAUUCAGGAGUCUGAUCCCCUCAUACAUUCGGGAUUCCAGUGUGGCCGUGGUGGUCUACGACAUAUCAAACGCGAAAUCAUUCCAAAACACGAGGAAAUGGAUAGAAGAUGUCCGGGCGGAAAGGGGAAACGACGUCAUCAUCGUCUUGGUGGGCAACAAGACGGAUCUGAACGACAAGCGCCAGGUCACGACGCAGCAGGGCGAGGACGAGGCCAAGAAGUUCAACCUGAUGUUCGUCGAGACCAGCGCCAAGGUCGGACAUAACGUCAAGAAUCUGUUCAAGAGGAUAGCGCUUGCUCUGCCCGGCAUGGAGGGGACAGAGGCAGCCCAGCAGGCCACCAGCCAAAUAAUCGACAUCAAAUCGAACAACACGCAGGCCGCGAAUGAGCCUUGUGCUUGCUGAGCGAUGGGGACGCACAAGUCUUGCGCACCUGUGCGCACCACAUCCUUGUCUUCACCUGCUCGUCGGCUUUUCGGUCGCGCAGACAAGACGUGGACAAGACGUGGACAACACAGUUCCUAACCUUGUCAGUUGCCCAACAAUUUGGCGGCCUCUCUCGCUCAGUCCCUGCAGGAGGAGGUGGCUCAUAUCGAACAGCCAGCAGGAUAUCAUGAGCAUAGCGAUUUGUCCAACGGGAGCCCGAUUACCAGCAUUAGCGUUGUAUAAUAAAAGAAUGAAAUGAUGGGGCCACGACUGACGAACAGGGGAGGGUUUCAUUCUCUGUUUUUAACUCUCGUUUUCAUUACAGUGGGCAUUUUGUUCAAUAUAGUAUUUAAUAACCGCUUCUUUUCUUCUCGUUUUAUGCAUCUGUGGGCGCUGGUUGAUCUGCCGUAUCCUCGUUUGAUAUCGUCUACAUCGUGGUCUUGACUUCAAAAUUGCCCAUCAUCUCGGGCUGCCACCCCGCUCGCUCUACUCGGCCUCCUUGGUUGU
This is a messenger RNA of Gaeumannomyces tritici R3-111a-1, 1540 nucleotides long. RefSeq names its product Ras-like protein Rab-6A. The record is from RefSeq and is a predicted model, not a curated record. The coding region runs from base 383 to 1012 and encodes 209 amino acids. Gene Ontology annotation, molecular function: GTP binding; GTPase activity. NCBI's taxonomy places the organism in Eukaryota, Fungi, Ascomycota, Sordariomycetes, Magnaporthales, Magnaporthaceae. The transcript has 6 exons.